AUGAGCAAUUUUGAGAAAUUGAGUUCUAACAAAGUAAACGGCGGCUGGUUAGAUAAAUACAAGUUUAAAAGCGACAGCCUCGGCGGUUUAGACACUCAGAUAAACGUCUACUUACCACCGAAUGCUAAGAAUGCACCUGUACUUUACUACCUCUCUGGCUUGACCUGUACCGAGGACAAUGCCGCACAAAAAGGUGCAUUCUUUGAGGAAGCAGCUAAACAAGGUAUCGCCCUUGUGUUCCCAGAUACGAGUCCAAGGGGUGCAGGCGCACCGGGUGAGGAUGAUUCCUACGAUUUUGGUACAGGUGCAGGAUUCUACGUCGACGCUACCACACCUGAGUUUAGUAAGCACUACAACAUGUACACUUAUAUUACAAAAGAGUUACCAGGGAAGUUGAAGCUUAGCGGUUUGCCACUCAACGUAGACAACGCUUCAAUUAGCGGUCACUCAAUGGGUGGUCAUGGUGCCAUCACUAUCUACCUCCGAGAAUUCGGAAAGUACAAAUCAGCCUCAGGAUUUUCAGCGAUUCUCAACCCAACCGCUUGCCCAUGGGGUGAGAAAGCAUUCAAUGGUUACUUUGGUAGUUUGGAUGCCGGCAAGGAACAUGACGCAACUCACCUCAUCAAGCAAGCACAAGGAAAGGAUCCUAAGAUCUUACUAGUACAGGGUUCCGGAGACAAUUUCUACAAGCAAGGUCAACUUUUGCCGGAGAAUUUUGUAUCGGCAGCAAAAGAGGCAGGAAUCAAUGUUGAUUACAGAUUGGAAGAUGGUUACGAUCACAGCUACUACUUUAUUUCAACUUUCGCACCAGAGCAUGUACGCUUCCACGCCAAGUAUUUGAAUUGA
Molecule: messenger RNA, 846 nt
Organism: Wallemia mellicola CBS 633.66
Lineage: Eukaryota; Fungi; Basidiomycota; Wallemiomycetes; Wallemiales; Wallemiaceae
Product: carbohydrate esterase family 1 protein
Exons: 7
Coding region: 1-846 (281 amino acids)
Biological process (GO): formaldehyde catabolic process
Cellular component (GO): cytosol
Molecular function (GO): S-formylglutathione hydrolase activity
Source: RefSeq, a predicted model, not a curated record